CGCUAUCACAAUCAUACUCUGCAUUACAUUGGGAUUCGAAUAUCAAUUACACGAACCGGAUAGGAACUUAUUCUCGGUUCUGGACACAACUUUCAUUAGUUCGAGAAAGAAACAAAAGCGUUGUUCAGUUGUAAGAGAUACAUAAUUACAUCGACAUGGCGAAGGAGGAAGCUGCCGACGACGGCAACGGCAACCACGCCCGAUCUGGCUCUUGCGUCGAAGAUAUUCUUGCCGAGCUCAUGACUGCAUUAGCUACAGGUGCACGCGCUGUUCAGGGCUUACCACUCGGAGACGAUUUCGAUUACCAAUCUUCGUUUCCCGAGUUCCGGCAAUUGCUAGAUGAUUCACAAGAAUCUCUCUUGGAAGCAUUGCUGAUGUCUUUGGACGACGCGUCCUCGUGUCUGAGCUUGGAUAAGAAUGGCAAUCACUACCACAUAGAUUUCGAGAACCUCGACGAUCCGUUGCUUUGGGAAACGUGCACGGAUCUUUGUGAUGCCCUGUUGGAGCAGGCAGAACUUUCGACCGCCUCGAACGAGUCUGCAUCCAAGGAACAGGGUCUCGCUAGAGGAUUGGAAACGGCGAGGAAUCGUGCCCAAAGCUCAUUUGGAAGACUUCUCGAAGGAAUUGUAGACAUGGAAAAACCUCAGGUCGUGAACAAAUUUGGCCCUUUUAGUCCAAAUCUUAACAGCAACGACGAUGAAUAUACUAUGGGCAUUGAUAACGAUAACGAUAUUCCGACUGGCAACAGCAACGGACGCACCGACAUAUUUGUGCCACCCUUUUUAGCAAAGAAACACUUUUUCAAGAAGCCGUUGUUGGCAUUGGACGAUCCCGAAUGGCGACGACCGGGACACGGGGUGGAAACGAAACUCGGUGAAAUGAAGCCAGUACGAGUGUCACCGAAUGUCAUUGCUCCGUCUCAUCAUUAUCAGCAUCCAUAUUUGGAAGAAUUGAAAUCCAUAGAUUAUCCCGAAUGGCAAUUUGAGACAACGGCGGAAAGGCCGCAGAAAAUACUCAAGGACGAUGGUCCUCUUAGUGGAAACGCCACGAUGAUUGAUACACAAGAGGGACUAAAAGAGCUAAAGACACUUCUCGAAAGCGACGAAUUUCAACUUCGAGAAAUCGCAAUUGAUUUGGAAGCUCAUUCUUACCGAAGUUUCUCUGGUAUGAUUUGCUUGAUCCAAAUUAGUAUCAAGGGCGGAAGAGACUUCUUGAUCGAUCCUUUUCCCGUCUGGAAUCACAUUCAUAACACACUGGCACCAACUCUUGCCAAUCCUAACAUCGUCAAGGUAUUUCACGGAGCUGAUUCAGACAUUGCCUGGCUUCAACGGGAUUUUGGACUCUAUGUUGUAAAUUUGUUCGACACGGGACGUGCUGCCCGUGCCUUGAAAUUUCCUUCUGCGGGUUUCGCUUAUUUGUUGGAACACUACGUUGAGGGAGCCAAAGCCGACAAGUCGCACCAGUUGUCAGAUUGGAGGCAGCGCCCAUUGCCGUCGGCUAUGAAGGAGUACGCAAUCAUGGACACGCACUACUUGCUUGACAUUUACAACGCCAUGAAAUACGAUCUUCUUCAUGACAAAAAUACAUCCAUCGAAAAAGUAUUGGAAGAAUCUCGUAAGGUCUGUACCAUCCGAUACACUCCUGAAGUCUUCCGUCCAGAUGGAUAUCGUUCACUCACACAGCGCAGGGGGCAUAAGACACAACUAAAUUCUCGUCAGGACGAUGUACUGCGAGAGCUAUGGGAUUGGAGGGAUCAAUUGGCGCGGGAAAACGAUGAAUCGAAUACAUUUAUUUGUACAAAUACCCAGUUAAUGAGAGUUGCCAUGGCAUGUCCAGUCAACCUCUCAACCCUGCAAGGUUUGCUGCAGCCGAUGCCGCCUCUACUUCUACGAAAUUCAAAGGAAGUGUUGGGAAUCAUUCAGAACUGCUUGAAUUCCCACCAGCAGCAGCGAAAGCAAGAACACCCUUCGUCUUCUGCUUAUUUCAAACCCGCAAAUCCGGAAAACGACAACAUGGACGAAAACGAAACUCCUCGCCGUCCUUCUCCCCGAUCGCUUAUGAGCCCCGUCCUAGGAACUGAAGCUUUGUACCGCGAGGCCGGAUGGAUUUCACCGGCACAUGAAUUGGGGGAUAAAGAAGACGGGGAAGAUGGAAUCGUGGAAGACAUCGUCACAACGUCGGCCACUGAAAACGAAAGCGACGUCGACGGAGAGGAGUUGAAAGGAGAUCCACGAGGAGACGAAAAUUCUAAUAAAGAAAAGUCCAAGAGAAAGCCACGAAGAGGCUUAGUAGUUCACGAAGCUAACGAAAAAUUCCAGUCAAGACAAUUCACUCUACACAGUUUGCAGAUGGGUGGCAACGACGCAUCAACUGAUACCUCUACCUCUAAGAAAGCUCAAAAUACCAUCAAGACGAGGGAGGUAAUUGAUGGCUUCGGUUCCGCAAGGGUGACUCAUCUCACGCCAGAAGAUAUGGAAGAAGCGAUUGAGUUGGCCAAGAACAGCGCCGACCGGAUUCGAACAUCACAAGAAACCUGCGGAAUUUUAGGGUUGAUCUCAUCCAGUGCAGACCUCCGUGACGAUGAAGAUGAUAGCACAGAUUUGGCCGGAAACGAUGACAAUCAAGUUGGAGAGAGAGGGAAGCCGACCGAACAGGAAGAAUUUGUCAUCCCAAGAUCAAUGCGAGAAAUUUAUCGUAUUUCCAAUCGUAAUCGACGAAACAAAAAAUCUUCCAGCCCUCUUCCCCAAGAACACGACGAGGAAGAGUUGAAAGAGCUCGAAAAGGCUGAGUCCAUCCUAAAAACUCGAUCUUCCGAAGGCAAGAAUUACAUUGAAAUGAUUCCGAGUAGUCCCAAAAGGCAAAGAACGAAGUCUUCAGGUGCUGCUUCUCUGUCAUCGUCUGAGGAUGCAAUAGGUCAAGACUCAGGAAGCUUAACAAGGGACGACGACAUCGCGCUAAUGCAAGAAGUGGGAUGGGUUGAGGGGAAGGAAGAGAUCGAUAGCAUGCUAAAGCAAAGGCGUGACGCUGAUGGAGAUUACGACGAAUCGAGCGAGGAUGGUGGGAAACAAGGAGAAACUCCAAAACCUUUUGAUUAUUCGAACGUGGGUGCUAUUGGUGCAUUCAACCCGACACCUUCAGCCAAUCCAUUCUUUUCUGGAGCGGCGUUGACUGGUGGUCAUCUCAGUCAGCAAGCAAGCAAGGCAGACAAAAAGAAAACGUCCACAAUUAUCAACAGAGGAGGGAAACAAGCUCGACGGCAAGCGGAGCGCCCUGAUAAACGAGGGGCUCGAUCACAAGCGUACAAGAAAGGAUAAACUAGAGAAUUAUAUCAUGGAUCGAAUCAACAAAUUAAUGCCUC
This is a messenger RNA of Pseudo-nitzschia multistriata, 3358 nucleotides long. The record is from the annotation of a GenBank genome assembly. Lineage: Eukaryota; Bacillariophyta; Bacillariophyceae; Bacillariales; Bacillariaceae.